This is a messenger RNA of Erythranthe guttata (spotted monkey flower), 989 nucleotides long. The record is from RefSeq and is a predicted model, not a curated record. NCBI's taxonomy places the organism in Eukaryota, Viridiplantae, Streptophyta, Magnoliopsida, Lamiales, Phrymaceae.
AUUAUUUGGAAUGAAUGUCUAAUUCAAUCUAUAUUUGUAUUCUCCUUUAAAUAACACUUUGGUUGGCCAAAGCUGAGAAGUUUAUCCCUUCCUCAUUGCCAUUUGUCUCAAGAUACAGAAACAGAGAUGAGCAGCACCACAACAAAAGUAAAGCCGAAAAUGCUCGUAAAAGAAACCCUUUAUAAAACCAAGAAAUACUGCAACAAAACUCUCGGAAACCUCAAAUCCUUGGUUUUAUCGAGGCGCCAAAAACUACCCAAAAAUCCCAUCUUUUGUACCAGCAAAAGGGUCUGCAACCAAAGGCAGGAGCUGAAUAGUUUCUACACGAGUUUCUCCGAUAAGUGGGAUUCUACUACUAAUAAGGUGGUGGAGAAGAAAGAGGGUCAACACUCACCAAAAGACGAAGAGUACAGCAAAAGCUCCGUAAGUAUUGCAGAUUGCAAUGAAUUCGAAGACUUGAAACAAGAGAAGAAGGAAAGCAAAUAUGUUGCAAGAAAGCAGAGAGAUUCCAGUUUUCGAGCAGCUGAUGCUUUAGCUCGAAAGAUGAAAGAAUUAGACAUGAUGGAUGUGAAUGAUAUGGAUCAUGUGAUGGAUGUAGAGGAGGUGCUUCAUUACUACUCUAGACUUACCUGCCCUGCAUAUCUUGAAAUUGUCGACAAUUUUUUCGUUGAUAUGUACUCGGAAUAUCACGUACCUCAGCCAUCGAGGAGUGUCAACAAUUCAAUGCGGAAACUGGGCUCAGCCAGUGUUCACAGUUCAAUGAGAAGUCUUGGCCCUUUAAAGCUAUAAGUAUCUGAAGUUUAAAAAAAAAAUCAAAAAUAUCAAUUGCAUCUGCACAUGAAUUCAUCGUCUGUCUCCUCCACUAUCGUCCCUGUGUGUUUCUGUAAGCUCAGUUGCAGUUUCUAACUUCUUCAAUGUAUGUUUAUUGUAUGCUGAAUUCUUACCAUUUCCACCAAUAAAAAGGAAAAUAAGUAGCUUCUUUCAUUAUU